Messenger RNA from Trypanosoma theileri, 1431 nucleotides. RefSeq lists its product as uncharacterized. Gene Ontology annotation, molecular function: S-adenosylmethionine-dependent methyltransferase activity. The coding region runs from base 1 to 1431 and encodes 476 amino acids. NCBI's taxonomy places the organism in Eukaryota, Euglenozoa, Kinetoplastea, Trypanosomatida, Trypanosomatidae. The record is from RefSeq and is a predicted model, not a curated record. The transcript has a single exon.
AUGGCGUAUAUGGCUUCAAUUGUUUUCCUUUGGUCUUCAGGUCCAUCUCCUCAAGAUAUCCCUUCCUCUAAUGAAAAACCUCUUGUUUCCUCGAUAACAUUUAACGGUUGUAAUUCUAUGGAAAUGUUUCGUCAUUAUCCAAUAAAAAUGCCUUUCACUGCGGCACUUCAUCCUUCUAUUAUACUGCUGGAUCGUAAGGGAUGUGCACAAGUGUGGGAGCAAAUAGCGAAUCGUAAAGGACGUCAUCCCUGUCCAGCUGAUUUUGCCCUUCAAUGUGCAAGAGGUCGUGUUUGUUAUACACAUAAGGAAGAAGAAGACACACUUGCAGAAAUGAAUAAAACUUGGAGUGAUCGAAAUGCAAAGAGUAAAGAAUUGGAAUCACGUCCCUGGCUUGUUGUUCAUCAUGGCGGGAAAUCCCCUUCUAAUCUCGUCCAGCAAGGCAACGCCGUCCUCUCAGCAUUGGGACUCACUCAGGUAGUAACCCGCAUUGAAAGCGACAUCCGCUCUUGUCGUUUACCCUCUAAAAAGAUGAUCGCAGAGGAUUGUGAAAAAUUAGACACUAUACAAGGAAAUGCAAAGAAGGGAAAAUAUGUUUUAGUGGAAUUAGGAGCAGGGAAUGGCAAUAUUAUUUAUUCUUUCUGUCCUCCCGAUCCAUUUCGUCGAUUACGUUGUUUCGGUGUAGACUUGGUGCCAAGUUUAGUAAAUGACGCCAUGUCGUAUCAAGAACAUAUAAAUAUCGUCACGGGAGUUUCUUCACCAUUACGUGAUGGUUCCGCCACUCAUGUUUUUAUUCACGGCGUGUUGGCGGUGGCUUCACCAAAGGAUGGAUGUCGAUUGAUUCGUGAGGGUCUGCGGCUUUUAACUCCACAAGGUACUUUGUUAAUUGUAAUGGUCUUUACAGGGUUUUCUGCAGCUUGGCCAACACGACAUCAUCCCUUCUUUUUUAACGACAUCAUGGCUGAAAAGGGGUCAUUAAACACAUCCUUUUCCUCCUCUUCCUCUUCCUCUUCCUCUUCCUCUUCCUCUUCCUCUUCCUCUUCCUCUUCCUCUUCUUUUUCAUCAUCUACAUUGCGUUACUGUAGUGGUAUCACCAAUGAAAAUUAUAGUGAAAUAAUUGAAAAAGUAGAAUUUCUGUGGGAUGCAGAUGGUUUUUCAUUUUAUUCACCCAAGUUUCACCAAACAGGUGUGUACGUUGUGCGCUUAACUCGCUCCGAUAAACCAAUGAAACCCUUACCAGGAGAGAUACCAAAUAAUGGUACCUUAAAAAGUGAAGAAGGAAAAUUUUUUAAGGAAAUGUGUGAAGAUCCAGAACGCACGGAUCGUAUUAGAGAUGCUCAAGUUCUUUGGGCUGAUCGUGUUCUUGAAAUGCAUCGCACCAGAAUACGAAAGAAAAUUAGCAAAGGAAAGUAUAUAUGGGUUUCUCAGGGGUGA